Williopsis jadinii is the source of this 600-nucleotide messenger RNA. RefSeq names its product 40S ribosomal protein uS10 (gene RPS20). The record is from RefSeq and is a predicted model, not a curated record. Gene Ontology annotation, cellular component: cytosolic small ribosomal subunit; ribosome. NCBI's taxonomy places the organism in Eukaryota, Fungi, Ascomycota, Saccharomycetes, Phaffomycetales, Wickerhamomycetaceae. Gene Ontology annotation, molecular function: structural constituent of ribosome. The transcript has a single exon. Gene Ontology annotation, biological process: translation. Bases 51 to 401 code for a protein of 116 amino acids.
CACCUUUUUGGAUCUCUUCAACCAACUUUCAAGAAGUAAAAGGUAUUAUAAUGUCUGAAAUUGAGAAGAAAGAGCAACAACAAGAAGUUGUCAUCCACAAGAUUAAGAUGACCUUGGUUUCCACCAAGGUUAAGCAAUUGGAGAAGGUCUGUGCCUCCAUUGUCUCCAACGCUUCUGAGAAGAAGUUGGUCACCAAGGGUCCUAUCAGAAUGCCAACCAAGGUUUUGAAGAUUGCUACCAGAAAGACUCCAAACGGUGAGGGUUCUAAGACCUGGGAUUCUUAUGAGAUGAGAAUCCACAAGAGAGUUAUUCACUUGCAAGCCCCAGCUGCUAUUGUCAAGCAAAUCACUCAAAUCACCAUCGAGCCAGGUGUGGAUGUCGAGGUCACCGUUGCUGCUUAAAGUUUUAACUAACUUUAGCUAAAAUGUGACCUGUAUAAAAAAUCUCAAAGCUCAUUCUGCUGUGUUUUAUGUGUUGAUGUUAUAAGAACUCUAAAGGUUGAAAUUACGGUAUAAACCUCAUUGUUUUUCAUUAGCUCUAGAUCAUUCAGUUCUAAUACCUCUGGUGAUUAUCAGCUGUUUAUAUUCCGUUGGUUCGGGU